GAACUCUGGGAAUUUGAGUGCAGAGUCCUAAAUAAUUGAAGCCCUCUCAAAUCGUGUCUUUCUCCACCGCGAACAAAAUAUGCCGGCUGUACAUCACAAACUCCUUCUGGAGGAAGCGCUGCAGGACAGCCCUCAGACUCGUUCCCUGCUCAGCGUGUUUGAGGAGGAUGCGGCGAACCUCACUGAAUACACCAACCAGUUGCUGCAGUCCAUGCAGCGAGUGUAUGGAGCUCAGAGUGAGAUGGCUUUGGCCACAGAGCAGCUCUCCCAGCAGCUUCUUUCAUACGAGAAGAAAAAUUUUGCCCUCGGGAAAGGUGACGAAGAAGUAAUCGGGACGCUGCAGGACUUCGCCAAAACAGUAGACGAGCUGAACUUGCUCCACUCAGAGCUCGCCAACCAGAUGGCCGACACCAUGGUCUUUCCCUUAAUCCAGUUCAGAGAAAAAGACCUUACAGAAAUAAGCACGCUGAAGGAAAUAUUUGGCAUUGCCACUGACGAACACGAGGCAGCCAUGGUCAAAUACAGCCGUCUACCGAAAAAGAAGGAAAAUGAGAAGCUGAAAGCCGACCUGGUGAAAGAGGUGGCGUACACCCGUAGGAAGCAGCAUCAGGCCUCGCUGCAGUAUUACUGCGGCCUCAAUGCCCUGCAGUACCGUAAGAGGGUCGCCAUGUUGGAACCCAUGCUGGGAUACACGCAGGCACAGGUACAUUUCUUCAAAAAAGGUCUGGAGCAUGUGUCAAAGAAGAUGGACACUUUCCUCUCCUCUGUGUCCAACAUGACUCAAAAUAUUCAGGCUCAGCUGGACGCCGAUGCGGAAGCCAUGCGAGUGUCCCAGAAGGAGCUCCUGUCUGUGGACGACUCUGUCUACAUGCUGGACCAGGACUCUGAGCCAGUCAACCGCACUCUUAUCCAGAAGGCUGGUUUCCUCAAUAUCAGAAAUAAAACAGGCCUGGUGACCACAGCCUGGGACCGCCUCUAUUUCUUCACGCUAGGGGGGAACCUCAUGUGUCAGCCCCGGGGGGCAGUGGCCGGGGGCAUGGUGCUGGACCUUGACAACAGCUCUGUCAUGGCCAUUGAGUGUGAAGACCGACACUACUGUUUCCAAAUCACAUCGCCAUCUGGAAAAGCGUCCAUGACUCUACAAGCAGAGAGCAAAAAGGAAUACGAAGAAUGGAUUUGCACUGUCAACAACAUCUCCAGACAGAUCUACCUGACCGACAACCCAGAGGCCGUGGCUAUCCGCUUGAACCAAACUGCCAUCCAGGCCGUCACGCCCAUCACCAGCUUUGAGAAGAGGCAGGAAGGCUCACCUGACCCUGACAGAGCAAAACCAGGAGGCGUCUACACCACCAGUGCCGUGUCCCAGAAGACGGGAGCCGCCCCGGAACCAGAAGACCUGAUCGCGCCUGGGACGCCCAUCCAGUUUGACAUCGUGCUGCCCGCCUCUGAAUUCCAGGAUCAGAACAGAGUGGACGGGAGGCGCACAAAUCCAUUUGGAGAAAGCGAUGACGACUGUUCCGGUGAAAGCGACGACGCCCUCUUGCAGCAGGUGUUCGCCGUGCGCUUUCUGGGCUCCAUGGCGGUGCGCUGCGGCGACAACCAGGAGGUAAUAUACGAGGCCAUGAGGCAGGUGCUGGCCGCCCGAGCCAUACACAACAUCUUCAGGACCACCGAGUCCCACCUCAUGGUCACCAGCAGCUGUCUCAGGCUGAUUGACCCCCAGACUCAGGUUACAAGAAUAAGUUUUCAGUUGCGGGAGGUGUGUCAGUUUGCGGCUCACCAGGAGAACAGCAGGCUGAUGGGCUUUGUCGUGGAGGGUCGAGACUGGAGCGACGGCGGCCAAGACGGCGAGCCUUCAUUUAGCGCUUUCGUCUUCGAGAGCAACACCGAGGGCGAGAAGAUCUGUUACACCAUGAGUCUCGCUAAGGACAUCACAGAAGCCAAGAAGGACCCUGUAGCGCUGGCCCAGAUCAUGAAGAACAUGCCACUGACCAACGACGGCAAAUUCCUGCUGCUGGAACCUGAGAGCAGCGACGCUGCCGACGGGGAAGCACUAGAGGACCUGGAAUCUGAGGCCUAGAGGCUGAAACUCAACCGGGACCAAUCCAGGAAUGAAUGAAGGUCUGAUCAUAACGUUUUUUGACCGUGGAACUGCAACAUGCUCGCUAAUAAUCAUAAACAUAAACGGCAGAAACAUAAACGUCAUAAAAAGCUGUGAGGGCUCAAGUUCUAAAGUUCUGCUUUUCACUUUCAUUUUUAUGCAUAUUGGCUCAACUGGAGUUUCAUGAAGGAUUCACUUGGUCCUUUUUAGCAACUGUAUUGUUUGGAAUGUAGCGUUUACCGUAAUUCCUCUCAUAGUAGCCCCCAGGAAAAUGAAUCAUUGGCCAAAAAAUACACAUCAUGUCAAAUCUCUGCCGCGCUUUCACUUUACAUCUGUAAAACAAAAUGAUUAUCACUCAUUUGUGAAAAUGGCAACACGUAUAAAUAAUGAAUGUUGUCUUAUUAUUGCAACUGUAUUAUUUAAAAAUUAUACCUACUGCAGUAUAUUUUCAGUAAAAUUAUCACGUUCCUUUGUAUUAUUAUGCCUUUAGGCUUAGAAAAUUACAGCAUUUUUUUCUCAAACAAAAUGAUUUCAUUAUUUAAACUUAUUUGUUAAGUAAUAAUUAAUUCAUAAUUAUAAUGAUAUUAUUAUAUAAUAUUAUAUUUUUGUAUAAUCAGGAAUUUCCUCCUAAUAUGACUUCAUUCUUAUGAUACUUCUAUGAAAAGAUGAUUUAAUAUCAGGCAGGGUCGUAACUACCAUUCAGGACACGUCAUCUGUGUUUUAUUUGAAGCGACAAGACAAAUGAUGACGUGACAAAUAUGGAAAUCUACUUGGUGGCAGAACAUCUUCUCUCAAUAUAGGAUCUUUGGUCAUGCACAGCUGAACCCGCUACGUUGUCGGUACGAUAUUGUCACGUCAGUUAAAGUAGAAGGUUGGGAGUUCCAAAGCAUGUUGAAGUCAAGUUUCUAAACUUAUGUUUUAAUGAUGUUGAUAUUGUUUAAUGUUCUUAAAGGGGAAGUGCACUUGCUGGGCAAUUUUGCCUAUCGUUCACGAUCAUUUUGAAAGACGACGAUAGAUGUAUUUUUCCUAUCCAUCCAUCCAUCCAUCCAUCCAUCUUCUUCCGCUUAUCCGAGGUCGGGUCGCGGGGGCAACAGCCUAAGCAGGGAAACCCAGACUUCCCUCUCCCCAGCCACUUCGUCUAGCUCUUCCCGGGGGAUCCCGAGGCGUUCCCAGGCCAGCCGGGAGACAGUCUUCCCAACGUGUCCUGGGUCUUCCCCGUGGCCUCCUACCGGUUGGACGUGCCCUAAACACCUCCCUAGGGAGGCGUUCGGGUGGCAUCCUGACCAGAUGCCCGAACCACCUCAUCUGGCUCCUCUCGAUGUGAAGGAGCAGCGGCUUUACUUUGAGUUCCUCCCGGAUGGCAGAGCUUCUCACCCUAUCUCUAAGGGAGAGACCCGCCACACGGCGGAGGAAACUCAUUUCGGCCGCUUGUACCCGUGAUCUUAUCCUUUCGGUCAUGACCCAAAGCUCAUGACCAUAGGUGAGGAUGGGAACGUAGAUCGACCGGUAAAUUGAGAGCUUUGCCUUCCGGCUCAGCUCCUUCUUCACCAAAACGGAUCGGUACAACAUCCGCAUUACUGAAUACGCCGCACCGAUCCGCCUGUCGAUCUCACGAUCCACUCUUCCCUCACUCGUGAACAAGACUCAUAGGUACUUGAACUCCUCCACUUGGGGCAGGGUCUCCUCCCCAACCCGAAGAUGGCAUUCCACCCUUUUCCGGGCGAGAACCAUGGACUCGGACUUGGAGGUGCUGAUUCUCAUUCCGGUCGCUUCACACUCGGCUGCGAACCGAUCCAGUGAGAGCUGAAGAUCCCGGUCAGAUGAAGCCAUCAGGACCACAUCGUCUGCAAAAAGCAGAGACCUAAUCCCGUGGCCACCAAACCGGAUCCCCUCAACGCCUUGACUGCGCCUAGAAAUUCUGUCCAUAAAAGUUAUGAACAGAAUCGGUGACAAAGGACAGCCUUGGCGGAGUCCAACCCUCACUGGAAAUGUGUUCGACUUACUGCCGGCAAUGCGGACCAAGCUCUGACACUGAUCAUACAGGGAGCGGACCGCCACACUCAGACAGUCCGAUACCCCAUACUCUCUGAGCACUCCCCACAGGACUUCCCGAGGGACAAGGUCGAAUGCCUUCUCCAAGUCCACGAAGCACAUGUAGACUGGUUGGGCAAACUCCCAUGCACCCUCAAGAACCCUGCCGAGAGUAUAGAGCUGGUCCACAGUUCCACGACCAGGACGAAAACCACACUGUUCCUCCUGAAUCCGAGGUUGGACUAUCCGGCGUAGCCUCCUCUCCAGUACACCUGAAUAAACCUUACCGGGAAGGCUGAGGAGUGUGAUCCCACGAUAGUUGGAACACACCCUCCGGUCCCCCUUCUUAAAGAGAAGUAUUUUUCCUAAUGCAUUCUAAAUAUUAAAUAAACAUAAAUAAAAGUCAGCUUACAGCAGAGCCAAUGGGAGGUGCAUUAUUCCGCCCAUAAAAUCCAAUAACUAACUAUUCAAAAAGCACCAACAAAACUACAUUUACAUUUUGGAGACUUGAAUAUUACCAAGUAUUAGUGAUAUUGUUAUUAUGAGCGCUAACACAGAUGCGCUAUUUAUAGUGGCGACGUGAUCACUUCUUGUGUGUCUAUGUUUACAUCAUCGAGUAAUCUGCUGUUUCAUCAUGCAUCUCAUCUGGAACAGUAGAUGGCUGAGGAUAUAAUCUGACAAGAUGGGACACUUAGCCAGCUGUUGCGGACCUGGAACUGGUGUGAACCACACGGAAAGUACCUUUACCCCCGCCUCCCACCCUGUUUCUUUGCGACGAUUAUGAGUAAUUUUUCAUCUAAAUGGGAAUUAAUGAACAUCCUAGCAGUCGGCAUCAUAAUGACAGCAGACAUUGUACAGUAAGUGAUGUUCUAUUACGUUUGUUGGGUCUAAUGAAGUCUGCAGCGAGUUAUAAUCAGUGAUGAUGAAAAAAAAGCAAAGUGUGAUGCGUUUUUGAAAUGAAUGCUUUGUGUAUGCUUAAAAUGAUCGAAAUAGGUAAAUAUUCAAUAUUAAGACAUUAUGAAAUAUAUACUUACAUCAUGUAUAUAAAGCCCUAAUGGAGGUGUUUGGAGGUUUUUUAAAAAGGUUUAGAGGCAGACUUGAAAGGCUCCUACAGGCUCUAUUGUAAGCAGACUUUUAUUUACGUUUAAUAUUUAGAAUGCAUGAGGGGGAAAAAAUCCAUCCGUCGUCAUGUCUUUCAUAAUGAUCGUAAACGAUAAGCAACAUUCCAAAAAAAAUGCACUUCCCUUUCAAUUUCAGCAUAGUAAUUGAAAAAGUUGAUUUUUCAUUGUAAUAUUUUUUAUCCGGUGCUGAGUUACACAUGAUUUCAGCCUUUCAAAGCUCCUCUUGAACUUCCAUUUUUUGACCUCGGUAUUUGUCAAAUCCUAGUUACGGCCCUGUCGUGUCGUUAUUCUCAUCAAAUCAUACAAUUGUAUUUUAUCAACAUAUGACUUUUCCCCUUUAUCAUGUCAUUUUUCUAAUUGAUAUAAUACAACUUCCUUUCCCUGUAAUGUCACAAAUUAUUUUGUAAAUUUAGGAAUAUUUCCUAUGGUAUAACUACUUUUAAAAUGAAAUUUUGUCUGACAAUAAUGCUUCUUUUUUCUUGUAAACAAGGUAAUUUUCAUAUAUGUAUCAUUUCCAACUGUUUUCCUGUGAUAUUGAUACCAAGGAUUGAUGAUGUAUGUCAGUACUGCAGUUGCCAUAGCAAGAGGAAUUACGGUAACGCUUGUUUGUUUUCGCAAUGGUGCUGCCACCGUGUGGACGGCAGAAGCAUUGCAUGCUGUCUCAGCAAAACACUCCAGUUUACAGACUUUUGAAGUCCUAUCAGCAGACCUCAGAUCAGCUCAACAAAGUCUUCACUGACACGUCUUGAUAAGGAAAAAUGUCAUUUGCUUAGGUUUACAUUUAAUAUAUAUUUUUGUAGCUUUUCUUUUCUUAUGCAUUUACGUUUUCCUCUUUAAUGAACAUUUUGCACUCUAAAGGGAUGAUGGGUGUUGUGGUUUGAAGAGUAAUACUUUUUGAAGGCUUGAGAUUGCACUAAUGAAAACAUUCCAUCAGUGUUGCAUGAUCAGCAUCAGGCAAAGGAAAUCACCACUAAUUGUGUUGUUUGUGUGUAUGUACCGACAUCAACAAGUACAGUAUGUUCCAUUGUAAUUAGACUUCCUUUUUAUUGUCAUUCAAAUGUCAUGUGACUCACAGCAAACAUACAAAUAAAAGCAUGGGAUCUUUAAUAA
Molecule: messenger RNA, 6363 nt
Organism: Nerophis ophidion (straightnose pipefish)
Lineage: Eukaryota; Metazoa; Chordata; Actinopteri; Syngnathiformes; Syngnathidae
Gene: appl2
Product: adaptor protein, phosphotyrosine interaction, PH domain and leucine zipper containing 2
Exons: 21
Coding region: 80-2080 (666 amino acids)
Biological process (GO): signaling
Cellular component (GO): cytoplasm; endosome membrane
Molecular function (GO): protein binding
Source: RefSeq, a predicted model, not a curated record